Messenger RNA from Geodia barretti, 1515 nucleotides. The record is from the annotation of a GenBank genome assembly. Lineage: Eukaryota; Metazoa; Porifera; Demospongiae; Tetractinellida; Geodiidae.
GAAGGAUCGUAGAGGUAGAAACCCCAUAAGAGCAUAUAGGAUAAUAGAGAGGUGCCGUUGGUUUAAAAAGAGCAAGCAAAAGCCGAAGAUCACAGUUGUCUGACUUCUUUCGGAGGAACUAUCAAGAGGAACUGCUGGAACUCUUGUGAGAUAAAAUCGUCAAUCUUCGGCGGCUGACGAUCAUUUUCCUGCUACAUUUGCGACAAGUUCGUGGUUUUACUUUUGGUUUCAACCGAAGAUCAGCAAGUAAAUCAUCAUGGCUUUCAUCUCCAUUGGAGAUAAAUUGUGGGCCGAGGAUGGACUAAAAGCACAACUAGAUCGUCAGGGCAGUCUCACAGUAAUUGGUCCCGAAGAGCACUUGGUCUAUUACCCAGAAGUUGGCUAUCCAAUGCGCUCAGUCAAUGAUGGUGAACAGUACAUAUCAAGGAAAGUCGCUUUUGCUCACUACGAGGAUGUGGCGACAGCAUCUUCUUCAAAUACUACCACGGGUUCAGGGCUCCCAAGCAGGUGUCCCUCGUGGAGAUGGUGGUUAUCUUGAAGCGGAAGCGAAAUCUGCCAAAGUAAUCCUUUUUUAUACCUACCAAGAUCCACAGCUGGACUUUUAGUGACUUUUUUAGCAAUACGAAUUAUGUAUCCACUGUAACAUUUUAUCCCCGUUAAAUUAAUAUAAAGUCUGCAUAUAUGUACACUUUCAUUUUUACCUCUGGCUUUUAUCCAUUUAUAAUAUGUUGGCUACCUUUAUAGACACCAUUCUUCAGUGUUCUCAGAGCAUGCAUUUUUAGUUGUAUAGCGUAUCGGUAUGUAGGUAUAUAACAUAAAUAUUUUCAAUUCCUAGUAUCACCCGUUUGGACCUGAAGAUAGUCAGUUGUUUGCUGAAGGUAAUCUUCAAUGGGGGUACGCAACAACACAAAAUGGCGGCGAUGUGUACAUAGUCUAUGGGCCCGACGAAUACUUUGGAGUAAACGCAAUAGUUGAAGAAUAUGAAGUGCUGCGUCCAGUUAAUGACUAUGAAGUCUACAUCUCAAAUGAAGUUGCUUUCGCCUUCUAUGAUGGAUGUCACCAUAAUGUCUUCUUUGAGUACUAUGACGGCUUUUAUCCACCGUCAAUAUGCCCAGUCCUAGUUGGUGCAGCUGGGCACCUUGACGAGGAUUCUGUCAAUCUUCCAUAAAGUUCUGACUACUAUAUAUAUAGCUCUAGCUAUAUCCAUUAAGUUGCUGAUGUUAUAAAAAUUUUGAUGAUUUUUUUUAUUGCAACAGUAAAAAAUCUAAUGUUAAAUUAGUAUCAGUCCAUAUUGUCACCUCUUAGCACGCUGACAUGAUGUGUGAUGAUAGUGCACAAUAAUGCUGUUGCACUGCUAAUUCUUACCACACUUUCCCCCAUACAGUCAUCAUCAGAGGGGUUGACCCUAUCACGUGGGGAGUGUGAGGGAUGUAAGCAGAUAAAGGACACACUGGUAGAGAGCUACGAGUAUCAGUGUGGCGGAGAAGAACACUGCAAACUAUGCGAAGAAUGCCG